UACUGUAGAGAUCAGUGAAAUGAAGCGACUUGGUUGCUUCUUUCCAGGCCAGCUUGUCAUGGACUGGCAUCCUCUCUCUCUCUCUCUCUCACUCACACAGACUUGCAGAGACACACACAUGAAAAGUACCCUUCUACCAGCUUUCUCUGCACCUCUCUUUUUUAAGCCCAGAUAAAAGAACCAAAAAGACAAUUGGUUUCUUUUGCAUUUUCAAUUCUUCGGGUUGGGCCGAUAUAUUUGGAGCUUUCCUUGUGACCCUCCUCUGUGUCGCCAUCCACAUUGUUUCAAGGAAUUAUGGAAGAGAGCUUUGUGCCAUUUCGUGGAAUCAAGAACGAUCUAAAAGGGAGAUUGAUGUGUUACAAGCAGGAUUGGAUGGGUGGUUUCAGGGCAGGCUUCAGGAUUUUAGCACCCACCACAUACAUUUUUUUUGCCUCAGCAAUUCCAGUUAUUUCAUUCGGAGAACAGUUGGAAAGAGAUACAGACGGGGUUCUCACAGCUGUUCAAACAUUGGCUUCUACUGCAUUGUGUGGAACUAUACAUUCCAUUAUUGGAGGUCAGCCUUUGCUGAUCCUAGGAGUUGCAGAGCCAACUGUAAUUAUGUACACGUUCAUGUUCAAUUUUGCUAAAAGUAGACCUGACUUGGGAUCAAAGCUCUUCCUGGCAUGGACGGGAUGGGUAUGCGUGUGGACAGCGAUCUUGUUGUUUCUACUGGCUAUUUUAGGAGCUUGCUCCAUUAUCAAUAGGUUUACUCGCCUUGCUGGAGAAUUGUUUGGUCUUCUGAUUGCCAUGCUUUUCAUGCAGGAAGCUAUCAAAGGAAUUAUUGGUGAAAUUCGCAUACCUGAAAGAGAAAAUCCAAAGUCAAUUCAGUUUGAAUACUCAUGGAGAUUUGCAAAUGGGAUGUUUGCUUUGGUUCUCUCGUUUGGCCUUCUGCUGACAGCAUUAAAAAGCAGAAAAGCAAGGUCUUGGCGCUAUGGUUCUGGGUCUCUUCGAGGCUGCAUAGCAGAUUAUGGUGUGCCAUUGAUGGUGCUGGUUUGGACUGCUGUUUCCUAUAUUCCGUCAGGAAGUAUUCCAAAAGGAAUCCCAAGGCGUCUUUUCAGUCCAAAUCCAUGGUCAACAGGGGCAUAUGAGAACUGGACUGUCAUGAAGGAUAUGCUAAAUGUGCCAGUUAUUUAUAUAAUUGGAGCUUUUGUUCCAGCUACAAUGAUUGCAGUGCUCUAUUAUUUUGACCACAGUGUAGCAUCUCAGCUUGCUCAGCAGAAGGAAUUCAAUUUGAGAAAACCGCCUUCUUUCCAUUAUGAUUUACUGCUUUUAGGAUUCAUGGUCUUUUUAUGUGGUCUUAUUGGAAUCCCUCCAUCAAAUGGUGUCAUUCCUCAAUCUCCCAUGCACACUAAGAGUUUGGCUACACUAAAGCACCAAUUGCUUCGUAAUCGACUUGUGGCAACAGCUCGCAAAUGUAUGAGUAAGAAGUCAACCUUGGGACAAGUGUAUGAAAGCAUGCAAGAAGCCUACCAACAGAUGCAGACCCCCUUGAUUUAUCAGGAACCCUCUGCCCAGGGAUUAAAAGAAUUGAAAGAUUCAACUAUUCAGAUGGCCUCAAUUGGGAAUAUUGAUGCUCCGGUUGAUGAGACAGUAUUUGAUGUUGAGAAGGAGAUUGAUGAUUUAUUGCCUGUUGAGGUGAAAGAACAACGGGUUAGUAACUUGCUUCAAGCUAUAAUGGUAGGAGGAUGUGUUGCGGCCAUGCCUUUCAUAAAAAAGAUCCCAACAUCAGUUCUCUGGGGUUAUUUUGCUUUCAUGGCCAUUGAGAGCUUACCGGGUAACCAGUUUUGGGAGAGAAUCUUAUUGCUUUUCACAGCUCCAAGCAGAAGAUACAAAGUUCUUGAGGAAUACCAUGCCACUUUUGUGGAAACUGUGCCUUUCAAGACGAUUGCAAUUUUCACUAUCUUUCAGACUGCUUACUUGCUUGUCUGUUUUGGCAUUACAUGGAUUCCAAUUGCUGGGGUUCUUUUCCCUUUAAUGAUCAUGCUUUUGGUUCCUGUGAGACAAUACAUUUUGCCCAAGUUUUUCAAAGGAGCCCACCUCCAGGAUCUGGAUGCUGCAGAGUACGAAGAGGCUCCAGCCUUACCAUUCAAUCUAGCAACUGAGGCAGAGAUGAGUAGGUCAGCCUCAUUUGCAGAUGAUGGGGAAAUUCUAGAUGGGAUGAUCACUCGAAGCAGAGGUGAGAUAAAAAGCAUUCGCAGCCCCAGGGUUGCAAGCUCCACUUCAACUCCAUCCAAAGAAUUCAAGACCAUUCACAGCCCACGGUUUUCAGAUAAGGUAUAUAGCCCUCGUGUUAGUGAACUGAGAGGAGAGCUAAGUCCUCGUCAAGGUGGAAGAGGACCAUUUAGUCCAAGAGCAGGAGAAGCAAGACCUUCCAAUUUGGGAAAAACUGGUUAGAAAUGGUAUAUCAUUACCGAAUAUUGAUGGCCACUUGUUCAUUAACCAGGAAAAAGAAUCACAAGUCAUGGAUAGUUUAAUGUAGGAAGUGUAUUAUGGGAAUUCACAUUAGGUCUUUUGUUAUUUUUUUGUUGUUAGUGAGGUUAGUAGUUGUAAAAUGUUUACCUAACAGGAAGAAAUUUGUAAUCAGAAAAGCCAGCAAGCAAAGAAAUUAAAUUGCAUGUUA
Molecule: messenger RNA, 2659 nt
Organism: Hevea brasiliensis (rubber tree)
Lineage: Eukaryota; Viridiplantae; Streptophyta; Magnoliopsida; Malpighiales; Euphorbiaceae
Product: probable boron transporter 2
Exons: 14
Coding region: 295-2433 (712 amino acids)
Biological process (GO): transmembrane transport; monoatomic anion transport; monoatomic ion homeostasis
Cellular component (GO): plasma membrane
Molecular function (GO): solute:inorganic anion antiporter activity
Source: RefSeq, a predicted model, not a curated record